This is a messenger RNA of Prorocentrum cordatum, 1855 nucleotides long. Lineage: Eukaryota; Dinophyceae; Prorocentrales; Prorocentraceae. The record is from the annotation of a GenBank genome assembly.
AAGGAAGAGCAGGAGGAGCAGGAGGGGGAGGAGAAGGAGGAGGAGUUUUUUUCCACCACGACUACCUGAAGACAUAGUCGAACCCACAAGCCCUCGAGCGCCUACCAUUUGGCCAGCGCCUUGCGCAUCAGCUUCUGGUAGGCCUCGUCGUCGUAGUAAACCUCGGUCUUCACGAUCUUGCUAGCCCUUCGCAGGACGGCUUCGUGUUCCUCCGUCAGCACAGCGUUCGGCACGAACGCCUCAGCCUCCACCAUGAUAGUCUGGAUAUCGGCAGGAAUGCCAUCUGCCUCAGAGAGGGCAGGAAGCUCGGCAUGACCAGGCAGAAGAUCAGCACGCCCAGGAAGAUCUUGAAAACCAGCGGAAUGAUCGACCGCACCACGAAGAUCGUCAGGAAGAUCCCCAGCCCGACGAAGUCCGUCAGGAAGAUCACCAGCACCCCGAAGAUCGCCAGCCAGAUCCCCAGCGCCACGAAGAUCAUCAGGAAGAUCCCCGUCGCAAAGAAGGCCGCCAGCACCACGAAAAACACCAGGGAGGUCCUCGCCAUCGCGAAGGUCAGCAGGAAGAGGGUCCCCCGCCCCACGAAGAUCGCCAGGAGGAUCCUCAGCACUGCGAUGAUCGUCAGGAAGACCAAUCGCACCACGAAGGCUGCCAGGAAGAUCACCAGCACCGCAAGGAUCCCCAGCGCCCCCAAGAUCGUCAGGAAGAUCACCUCCACCACGAAGAUCGGCAGGCCGAUCCCCAGCGCCCCGAAGAUCGUCAGGAAGAAGAUCACACCGACCACGAACACCGUCAGGAGGAACCACAGCACCACGGAGACCGCCAGGAAGAUCCCCAGCGCCCUGAAGAUCGUCAGGAAGAUCGUCAGGAAGAUCACACCCACCACGAAGAUCGUCAGAAAGAUCCCCAGCACCACGGAGACCCCCAGGAAGAUCCUCAGCAUCACGCCCAUCGCCAGGAAGAUCCCCAGUACCCCGAAGACCCCUAGCACCACGAAGAUCGUCAGGAAGAUCCCCAGCACCCCGAGGAUCGCCAGGAAGAUCGCCAGCACUGCGAAGAUCCCCAGCACCCAGAAGAUCGUCAGGAAGAUCAGCGCCACCACGAAGCCCGUCAGGAAAAUCCCCAGCAUCACAAGGACCGUCAGGAAGAUCACCAGCCUCGCGAAGAUCGCCCGGAAGAUCCCCAGUGCCCUGAAGAACCCCGGCACCACGAAGAUCGUCAAGAACCUCCCCAGCACCACGAAAAUCGACAGGAGGUGGGUCAGGGACGAAGUCCUGCUCGUAGUCCCACUCGUCCGCCUUGUCCAUCGCGUGGCCGUCGACGCCGUUGAAGUGAUGCAACUUCAAAUCAGUCUGUGUCACAGCGUCCCGCGCCAAGCUGUCAUCCCCAUCGCCGUCGCCAAGCAUCGCCUCAGGGGGCGCCACGGGUGCCAGCGUCGCACGCGGCGCCCCAUACACCGUCUGAAGCCCCUCCUCGAGCGCCCGCAGCACCUGGCUGCAGUGGGCGGAAGUCAAGUGCCGAAUGAUCUUGAACGCGUGCGAUAUGUCCGAGAUCUGCUUCACGAUCUUCUUAUCGAGCUGGGGCGCGCCUGCCCUCCGCCGAACUUGAAGAAGACCAUCUCGGAUGGUGCUCACGUGCCGCUGCUGGUACACAGCGAACAGCUCCAGGGCCGCAAUCGAGGUCGACAGCAGGAGAGGCAGAGGACCGCCAUCCUGAACGACCGCGGAAGGGUGCCGACGGGUGCGAAGCGCGUCUGACACCGCAGGAGACAUGGCCGCGCAGUCCACACGGCGCGUGGACGCAGGGUGCCGUCGGGCGCUGGGCGCGGGGGCCCAAAAGGCGCUUGAGCCCAAAUGGC